UAUCCCGCACAACACGGCCGUCUCGGUGAGUCUCUUCUGUUAAAAACUUCUUCCGCCGCUCGAGAUUGUGCGCCUUUGUCCGCAAACUAAUUACUCAGUCACCGAUUUAAAAUGGCCCAAACCUUUAAUGAAGAUCAGUACGGCAAAAAAAUCGACCGAUGUCUCACUGACACCUUGCUAAAAUUCGGUGCCGGAUUUGCAAUUGGUGGUGUUUUGUCUCUGUUGUUUUUCAAGCGUCGUUCUUGGCCUAUCCUUACUGGUUCCGCGUUCGGCAUAGGGGUGGCCUACGACAACUGCGAACGUUCUCUAAACGCGUCCAAAUAGGAAAGCUCUGACUGGUGUGCUUACUGUUUAAUUUAAAUACAAACGAGAUGUACUACAGUGCAAUAAAUUCGAAGAGUUCUCUACCGUA
Molecule: messenger RNA, 412 nt
Organism: Anopheles cruzii
Lineage: Eukaryota; Metazoa; Arthropoda; Insecta; Diptera; Culicidae
Product: MICOS complex subunit Mic10-like
Exons: 2
Coding region: 112-324 (70 amino acids)
Cellular component (GO): mitochondrial inner membrane; MICOS complex; mitochondrion
Source: RefSeq, a predicted model, not a curated record